Molecule: messenger RNA, 1590 nt
Organism: Talaromyces amestolkiae
Lineage: Eukaryota; Fungi; Ascomycota; Eurotiomycetes; Eurotiales; Trichocomaceae
Exons: 2
Coding region: 1-1590 (529 amino acids)
Molecular function (GO): heme binding; iron ion binding; monooxygenase activity
Source: RefSeq, a predicted model, not a curated record
AUGCAACCAGCGAUAUACGCAGCCUUUAUCGGGCUACUAAUCGCCGUGUAUAUACUCAGACAGCGUACACGAACUCCAUCUCUACCUCUACCACCCGGUCCCAAACCACUACCCUUGAUCGGCAAUGUCCACCAAGCGCCCAAGUCUCAUGCAUGGAAGACAUAUCGUGAAUGGAGCAAGAAGUACGGAUCCAUUGUUCAUGUCAACAUGAUGGGACAGUCGGUCAUUAUUGUAUCUACAUCUGAAGUAGCGCAUGAACUCCUAGCGAAGCGUGGAGCAAUAUUCUCGGAUCGACCGCGGCUUUUCUUGGCGACAGAACUAGCGUUGAAAGGACUCAACGUCCUCAUGAUGAACUACACCAAGCAAUUCCAGCAACAUCAGAGACUCCAAGUUUCCGUCUUGAAUGCCACUCCGGCGGCAGCCUAUUUUCCUUUUCAGGCUUUGGAAUCGCGGCAAUUGAUGCACGACCUUCUGACGCAGGCAGGCGGCUCCGGCGCUGAUGUCCGAGGAAUCUUCUUGCGUGCAGUGGCUAGUACAAUCCAUUCCUUACUAUAUGGCUUCCGCAUCAGAGAACUCAACGACCCUGUUCUCCGCGCCAUCGUAAGGCUUAACGAUGAGUUUUCUGAUUUCAUCCAAGUGGGUGCGCAUAUUGUGGAUCAGUUCCCAGUAUUGAACCAUCUGCCUGGCUUCCUAGCGCCAUGGAAAGUGAAGGCUGAGAAUCACUACAAGACCAAAUACGAGCUGCGCGACAAGAACUUCAAAGAAGGCCUCGAGUCGGAUGCUUGGAACAUAUCGAAACAUCUGAAAAAGGUCGUUGAGAAAGAUGAUGCGCUUGAUAUGCCUCUGCACGAACUCGCGUUUGAGCUUGGGACCAUGAUCGAUGCUGCAUUGGACGGUACGACGGAUAGCCUAAUCUGGUUCGUCGUUGCAUGCAUUACUCAAGAUCAAAACUUCAUCACAAAAGCGCGCAAGCAGCUAGACGCUGUCGUUGGCCGUGAUCGUCUUCCAGGCCCAGACGACAAGCCCAACCUACCAUACAUCACUGCCAUUGUCGAGGAAAUCUUCCGUUGGCGACCCGCUGGUCCCGAGGGCGUUCCUCAUCUGAACAAGGAGGAAACAAUCUACAAAGGCUACAGAAUCCCCAAGGAAUCCGUAAUUGUGCCAAAUGUGUGGACAAUAUCCCGUGAAGAAUCCCUUUUUGGCCCUCAUGAUCCGGACGAGUUCGUGCCUGAUCGCUGGCUUGAAGCUGAUGGUACUACGUUCAAGGCCUUACCCGCCGCGGCGUUCGGAUACGGAAGACGGACUUGUCCUGGACGAUAUUUUGCGCGUAAUGGUAUCUGGAUCGUGGUUGCGCAGUUGUUAUGGGCGUUUGAUAUCAAGGCUGGUUUGUCGGAUGAGACUGGUGAGUCGGUUGAUGUUGAUCCGAUUGCGUGUACCUAUGGGCUUGUAAUGAGGGCUUUGCCGUUCAAGGCAAGGUUUGUGCCGAGAGGGCCCUGGGUGAGUGAAAUUGUUGGUCGUGAUGGUGAUACGUAUGGUGUGGAUUAUGAGGAUCUGCUCAAUGAGAUUGGGCUGGAGUUUGAUAAGCAGUGA